ACAGCUUAUCAUUUUACAACGGAUGAUGUCCAUAAAUUCCUACCUGCUUUGUUGAGAGCUGAUGUAAUCUGCCUAACUUAUCAAAACUUCAGACAACUCUGAGCUUCAUACAAAAACACAUAUUUUCUACUACAAGAAACACCAUUAGUUUUUAAUUAACAGUAACUUUGCGGGAAGAGUAGUCUAAUUUUUCAUUAUUUAAAUUUGACAUAAACAUAAUUAUGAACGAAUUUUUUAAAAAAUUGAUCCACGUAUUCCUACGAGAUAAGAAAGUUGACGACGAUCUUCCUAAAGUUUUAGAACGCCUGCGGCUGGAUGUACCGUUUGAAACGGAAUUAACAGACCGUUUCAGUCAAGGAGACAUUUUUCGUAGAGAAUUCUUUGAGGUGGCACUCGAUGAGUUGACCGCCAAACUGAACCUAAAGGAACCAUUAGAUGUGUGUAACAAGCUGAUUGAAUUAUUGACAAAUGAAACAAAUGAAUAUGCCUCAUUGAUUGGACAAAUUACUCACAUCCUGGAGCCCGCAUAUUCACAAAGUCCUGAGUAUACUCAUAUCCAAAAAUCACUCACUACAAUGAAACUGGAAAUUAUUGAUCGCCUGGACAAUGGUGAAUUUGCAUCAAUUUACAAAGUUUUGGACAAGACUACGCUGGCGACGUAUGUAGUAAGAUCUUUCAACGUAAAAAGGUGGAAGGAAAAGUGGAAGGAUGCAAAUCAUACCGAUGCGGAAUACAAUAUCUAUAGGGACCCAGCAAAAAUUGAUAGUUCCCCACAUAUUAUUAGACUCAUUAAAAAAUGGGUUCAUACAAUUGAAGUGGAGGGUAAGGUUGACCCGAUAACGCCAGCCGAUAGCGAGCAGCCUGCUACGAGCCCCAAGUUCGAAUUUUUGCUGUUAGAAUAUUAUGAGGUUGACCUUGAUACCUGGAUGAACCAGAAUCCGGACAGAGAUAUUCAAUUUUUUAAGGGGACCAUAAUUUUACAGGUUCUUAAGGGACUCGAGUUCUUGCAUGACCAAAAAAUUGUUCAUCGUAACUUGAAACCAUCAAAUAUUUUCUUGAAGAAUGUUGACAAUAAAGUUAGCGUCAAGAUAGGGGACUUUUCAAUUUAUAGAGAAAUUUCAGAAGAGGAGUACCGAGAGGACUCGAGAAAAAGGGAGAUGUUACAAAACUAUCGGGCUCCUGAAAUGUUACAUGAAAGCGAAGGCGAUCCAAAGCCUGCAGUGGAUAUAUAUUCGCUGGGGUUAAUUUAUGUUGUCCUACUUACGGAGUGGAAUAAUUAUCAGGAGAUUAUAAAUAUGAUAAACCUAGCGAGGCGCCAAGAGCUUGAUCUUAUUAUCCCGGAAAGUGAGCGUAGCAUUGUGAAAGAAAUGUUGGCAAAUAACCCGGAAAAAAGGAUUCUUGCAAAAGAUGCAAUAUCAAAAUUAGAAGGUUCAAUUGGCCUCCCUCCUCCAGAUCCCAAUACCGAUUUGGAAGAGAUUAUGGAUUAUGAGGAGGAUACGAUGGAUCUUUAAACAUUUGUACCAACACUAAAUAAUUAAGUAUGUAAAAUUGAAGUUAUAAAUACAGGGGUGUGUUAGAGUUUAUAUGUUAUAAUUAGAACCUAUUAUUUAUAAGAAAUAUAUACGUACAUACCAUGAAGCAAAGUUACAUUAUGUAUGUAUUGUCGAAUAUAAAUCAAAGUCCGUAGGCGGAAUAUACGCUCUCAUUAAUUUGGUAACGCAUAUUUUUUUUGCUUCACAUCCUAAUAAACAAAGGUAACAUAUUGGAAAUUGAAUCACUUUAUGCGAGAAGGAAUGACUUAAUUAGUAAGCUUAUGGCCCCAGCUGGCCAGAAAUAUUUGUGAUAAGGUUAUACAUACAUGCUUGCCAGAAGCCCUCCGGGUUAUAAAUUGUAAAUUUCUGCAAUAUGAGUAAUUUGCUAACAUAAGAUUAGUUAGGAUGUUGUCAAUCCGAGAUCCAGACCAAGACAGGGUAUAUAAGUUAGAAUUAGUUAAAAUUAAGGUGCAGUUAAAUUAAGUUCAGUAUGGAUUAAUAAGGUAUGGAUGUUUUGAACUGGAAUAACAUGUACAGAUAUAUUCUAUGAAUAAAUUUGACCGUGAUAGUUGUUAUUUCAAA
This is a messenger RNA of Folsomia candida, 2114 nucleotides long. Its product is annotated as mitogen-activated protein kinase 4. Lineage: Eukaryota; Metazoa; Arthropoda; Collembola; Entomobryomorpha; Isotomidae. Gene Ontology annotation, molecular function: protein kinase activity; ATP binding. The coding region runs from base 222 to 1511 and encodes 429 amino acids. The record is from RefSeq and is a predicted model, not a curated record. The transcript has 2 exons. Gene Ontology annotation, biological process: protein phosphorylation.